Molecule: messenger RNA, 5982 nt
Organism: Teleopsis dalmanni
Lineage: Eukaryota; Metazoa; Arthropoda; Insecta; Diptera; Diopsidae
Gene: Nhe2
Exons: 19
Coding region: 126-5462 (1778 amino acids)
Biological process (GO): proton transmembrane transport; regulation of pH; sodium ion transport
Cellular component (GO): membrane
Molecular function (GO): sodium:proton antiporter activity
Source: RefSeq, a predicted model, not a curated record
CGUUGAGAACACCUAUGUAUGUCAACUAAAAUAUUUUCAACCAAUGAGUAAACUAUAGUGAUACUAAAAUAAAUCGCCAACCCAUCCAUUUUUCGCUGUUAAACCCAAACAAAUGAUCGGCUAUUAUGUUAUUAAAUGCAAUCAAUAAAUGCUCCAAUACUCAAAAUGUGUCUCUGAAGUUUGAUCGAGGAGCACGGGAAAGCCCAGCAUCAACACGAAAACUCAACAGCUUUAAAACAUAUUUAAAUCUUAAAUAUUUGUACAGAUCAAGCGAAAAUUACACAUUGGGAAAUAUGGCGAAAAUAACUAAUAAGUUGGAGACUCCGGCGAGUGCGACGCAUUCGCUGCAGCAAGAGAUGAACUUGGCACGCCGUGCGUGUUGGUGCAAUAUACGAGACGAGUCAAAAUCGUCCCCGAAUUCUCCUUUAACUACGACUGCAACUGCAACUGCAACUGCAACUUUAAUUACGGACAAAAAUGCACAAACGAAAAAAAGCUGUGAAAUAUGUGAAAAUUGUUUUAAUCAUUUAACCAAUAAUGACGUUAUCUUCGACACUAAUGACGACGCUACUGCAGCAGAUUUAAAUGCGUUUCCAGCUGCAGCUGCAGAAAUUACAAAAGCUGCUGUUGUUGAACGUGCAACUAAUUAUAAUAAUAAUAAUAAAAAUAAUAAAAAUAAUAAAAAUAAAAUUCAUACUCGUAUUGUCAACAUUGCUAACGAGAACAACCGCAAAACAUUAAUAGUGUAUGAUCGUGAUAAUGAUAAUGGCCAUCAUAAUGAUGACUACUACACUGAAAUUGAUAAUGAUAAUGAUAAUGUUGAUAUUGAUAUUGAUGUUGAUGUUGAUGUUGAUAAUAAUAGGUAUAAAAAUAAAAACGACAUAAAUAAUAUUUACAAGAAAAACAAAAACAAAAACAAUAGCGAUGUCGAUGUCAAUGUUGAUAACGAAGUGACAACGGUUUUGUAUGGUGCUACUUCUAGUAAAAAUAUUACAAAUAAUUUUAUUAAUAAUAAUGAUAAUGAUAAUGAUAAUAACGCUUACUCUAGUUCUAAAUCAAUAAAUAAUUAUAGUUGUAAAAAUAGUACAGAAGAUACUGUGCCCAGUGCAAUUAUUACUACUACAACUAAAAUUGAAAUUGCUACCAAUGCUAAUCUCGACAAUUUUAACAUUGAAGCAACAACAAAAACAACAACAACAACAUCAAUUGCAACUACCAACUUAAGUGAUAAUUUAAAUAAUAUAAUAAAUGAAAAUAAACUUAAAAAUCGUAGUGUAAAUAAAUUAAAAUCAAAUCGUCGGACAAUUGAUGCAACUGAUAAAAAAAUGGCAACUGGAGCAACUGAGUCAACUGAAUUGAAUGCCACUAAUAUUGUGGCUAACAAUUAUGUAAAUAUUAAAAAUAAUAAUAAUAAUAAUGGUAAUUGUAAAGUUAAUGAUAAUAUAAAUAAAAUGGCAACUACAACGGAAACGAAGCUAAAAUCGUUUUCCACCGAUUUUGUGAAGUUUGCGCGAGCGCUACUUCUACAUUUCUGGUUGGCAUUUGUUGCAUUUUGUGAUAAAAAUACUAUUAAGCGUGAUGAUCCACGAUUCGUUGAAGCACGUCGUCAAGACCAACAGCGGCAGCAACAGCAGCAGCAGCAACAAAAAAAUCGUGAACACCAACAGCAAGGGCAGCAGCAAGAUAAUCGUCAGCAACAACAACAACAAGAACAACAACAACGUCCAAAAAAAUUUAGAUUGUUGACAAAUAAAAAAUUUAUAUUUUUAUUUAUGGUUUGUGCUUUCUUUUCCUGUAUUAAUCGUAUCGAUGCCCGUCCAAAUGCGAUAGGUACAUCUAGUAAUGCAAUACCAGGUAAUGAAGCUGUUGCAACUGGUGUAGUCGGUGAUGGCGGCAGUCCCAAUGCUGGAAAUAAUAUUGGAUCAAAUUUACCGACAAGUGAUGGUGCCAUUCCGGACUUUUCUAAGCCAUCAAAAGAAAUGUCAAAAAAUAUUUUUCUUUCCGAUUCCGAUUCAUACAAGGAAGGACAUCAUGCCGAACGCUAUCCAUUAUCUCAAGUGGAUUUUGAUCGUGUGAAAACGCCAUUUAUUAUCGGUAUCUGGAUAUUAUCAGCUAGUAUUGCAAAAAUUGGCUUUCAUAUGACACCGAAAUUGCAUUUAAUAUUUCCUGAAUCCUGUCUGUUGAUUGUUGUGGGCGUGGUUAUCGGUGUUGUCUUGUUUUUUGGAACUGAAGUUGCUGUCUCUCCGUUGACGCCGAACACUUUCUUCUUCUAUAUGCUUCCACCGAUUAUAUUGGAUGCGGGCUAUUUUAUGCCAAAUCGAAUGUUUUUCGAUAAUCUAGGUACAAUUCUACUGAUGGCUGUUGUUGGCACAAUAUUUAAUAUAGCAACAAUAGGUGGUUCACUAUGGGCCUGCGGCUUGACCGGUAUCUUCGGUGGCGCGGAUCAAACUCCAAAGUUUUUAGAUAUAUUCCUAUUUGCGUCAUUAAUUUCCGCGGUUGAUCCAGUAGCAGUAUUAGCUGUAUUCGAAGAAAUUCAUGUUAAUGAAAUUCUUUACAUUGUUGUUUUUGGUGAAUCCUUAUUAAACGACGCGGUGACGGUUGUCAUGUAUCAUAUGAUGGAAGUAUAUAAUGAAAUUGGUAUAUCUAAUAUAAUAGCGCAAGACGUUGUGAGCGGCGUGGGAUCAUUUUUUGUUGUUGCAAUUGGUGGUACUGUUAUAGGUAUCAUUUGGGGCUUCCUAACAGGUCUUGUAACACGUUUUACAGACCAUGUGCGUGUAAUUGAACCGAUUUUCAUAUUUGUAAUGGCAUAUCUAGCUUAUUUAAAUGCGGAAAUUUUCCAUAUGAGUGGUAUUUUGGCAAUUACUUUUUGCGGCAUAACGAUGAAAAACUACGUGGAAUCGAAUAUUUCCCAAAAAUCGCACACGACUGUUAAAUAUGCCUUAAAAAUGUUAUCGAGUUCUUCGGAAACAAUUAUCUUUAUGUUUUUGGGUGUUGCUACUGUAAAUAAUCACCAUGUCUGGAAUACAUGGUUUGUGCUGUUAACUAUUGCUUUCUGUUCAGUUUUUCGUGUUCUUGGUGUAAUACUACUGUCUGCCUUGGCUAAUCGAUUCCGUCUACACAAAUUGUCUCGUGUCGAUCAGUUUGUGAUGUCCUACGGUGGCUUACGUGGUGCUGUUGCUUUCGCUCUAGUCUUAUUAGUGGAUGAAAAUGUUGUUAAGCAAAAGGAUAUGUUUGUAACUACGACCAUUGCUGUCAUAUACUUCACAGUGUUUUUGCAAGGUAUUACAAUUAAGCCAUUGGUGAAGAUACUUAAUGUAAAACGCGCUAAUAAACGCAAACCUACUAUGAAUGAGCGUAUACAUGAACGAUUUAUGGAUCAUUUAAUGGCUGGUAUUGAAGAUAUUGUUGGAAAGACUGGUAACUAUAAUGUACGUGAUAAAUUCAAGCGUUUCGACAACCGUUUCAUCAGACCGCUGUUAAUCAGAGAUUUAAAGGGCGCUGAACCCAAAAUCAUUGAAACGUAUUCAAAACUAACAAUGCGUGAUGCCAUGGAAGUUAUGCGGCGUAAUCCCUCAACGAUUGGACAAAUAACUGGCACCGAAUCGAUGAGUGCCCUGUUCAGAAAUUACACCAAUAAUUGCAUUGGUGGAAGUCCUAGCCUAACUAACUUAGACCACAGCUGUUCACGUAACUUGGAUAUGCAUGAGUUGGACUAUAAUCCCUCAAAGAAAGACUUAACUGAUGCCAAGAUACACCAUUUACUGGCAGAAGAACUUAAACCUUAUCGCAGGCACCGUCGUCUUAGUUAUAGCAGACACGCUGUAGAUGACAGAGAUUUGUCUACACAGGUUAACUAUAAAAUGCAAAUGAACUUCCGUCGCAUGUUCAAUGACCGCAAACAUCACAAGCGCAGCAAACGUGGUACUGGCAAGCAACAAGAAGGUGUCAAACAAAAUCAUGUCUCAUUCCAUGAUUUCCAACAGAAUGGAACGACAAAACAAUUUUCGCAUGAUUAUAUUAACGAAGUCCUCAAUGAAUCGGCAGAAGAGAACCAACCUAAACUUACCGAAGUUACCGUUAUGGCCGCCAAUGAUGAUUGGGAUGAUGGUUUAACAUUUACAGCAAAGUCAUCACCGGAUUCGGAUCGUGCGAAUAACAAUUCAUUGAUAGCACAUAUACAAAGCCUACCCGGUUUUGAUGCCUCCAAAGCGAGAAUUGUGCAACAUUAUGCCACAAAAAGUGAUGGCAGCCCAGAAAAUCUAUUAACACCCGAUAUUGGGCCGACAGCGGCGGAACUAAUACUGCCUUGGCGCAGGGAUCGUUCAUACCAGAGCAUUGUCGCCGAAAACCCAAUUCCAGAGGAAGAUCGUAAUCUGUCCAGAGAUUCUGAUGGUGAGCGACGCGUAGCUACACCAACUGCAACUGAGUCGCAAUUGCCAUGGAAACGACAAGGUGAUGAGAUAUCCGAUGCUGUGCAACAAAACGAAUUCCCUGCCUGGGCUUCCAAUAAGGAAUAUUUGGCGUAUAAUUCACCGAGCGCUACUUUCUUAGGUGGCAUAAACAAACCUAAACAGCCCAAGUCCGUCAUAGGUCUUUUCCGUCGAGAAAGUUCCGGCUCAAAAGGCGGCACCAGUAUUACUGGCAGUGCAAUCAGUGAUGCUAUUGACGCUGGUUCAGCUCGCGGCUCUGAUCCAGCGUUGGCUGCUGCGUUAAGCAGCUUAAUUGUGCCUUCAAGCCAAACGUCAAAUCCUCGUCUGGAUAAACGCUCACAAUCUAUAUCGGUCACCAGCGGUGAGGGUCAUUCUGGUCCAUUCCCAGUUACAGCAAGUCAUCGCCGUAAUGUGAGACGUGGUUCCAUGUUAGAGUUGAGCGGAGACACUAUCCCUGAGGAAUCUUACCAACAUGGACACUCCAAGUCCUUAUGCGAACCAGACGGCGAUGAGUGGAAUUGCGGUGCACUCCAACCACACGAACAGUACGAUGACGAUAUAGGCAGCGAUAGUUUAUUACCAGCUGGACGCCAACCACUUUUACCAAAAAUUACGCCACUGCCACAAAUACGACGCAUGGGCGUAGGUGCAGUUGGUAGUACCGGUAUUGGUGUGAAUAGUGGCAGUGGUAGCGGUAUUCCAAGCAGUAGCAAAAAUCAAGUAACAACAGCUUUACUAUCCACAUCUAAUUCAGAUUAUGACGAUGAUGAAGACGAAGAUUUUGACUUGUACGAUGAUGAAAAUAUUGUUGUUACUACAACAACUACAGUAGCAAGCGGCAGCGGCAGUAGUGGUAGUGGCAGUGGUGUUCCUAUAAACAGCAGUAAUGCGGUUGGUAUCAAUGGUGCUAAGAAUCGCAGUACCAACAGUAGCGGUGCUAGUGGCAGCAGUAACACAAGCUCAAGCGGUAGUAAUACUAAUACAACAACAACAAUACGCCUUACGCGUAACAAUGAUGAAAGCAUCAUUUGAGACACGUGGGAUCAUGUGGAACAACAUGAACAAGAACAAGAAGAAGAAGAAGAAGAGCAGGAGCAACAGCAACAGCAAAAUUCAUUACUAAAUCGAAGGUUAGGAAACUGCUUUAAAUAUAAAAUGUUUUAUUAAAUGUGAAAGGAUAUGAAAUUUAAAAUUGCAACUCUAUUUUAAAUUAUUUUGAGAUGUAUUCUGAUCUGAUGUAUUCUGAUUUCUACUGCACCGAACUAAUGUACGAACAAACAAGAACUGUAAACCGAACAAUAAACCUACGCCUAUGAAAACUGCAUACAGUAAAUUCGUAAACCCUUGCCCAACCUAUGAGAGCUGAAAGCAAUAGAGAAGAGAGCACAAAAAAGCGAAAAUUAAUACAAAAUACACCGUAAAAAUAUUGGUAAAUAAUAAAAAUUUAAGUAAGUUUCCACAUCGUGUAUAAAUGCAGAAAUUUUGAACAGAAAAUUUUAAAUUAGUUCUAAAUUAAAUGUAAAUUAAAUUUUAAAUAGAAUAAAUUACUUAA